This is a messenger RNA of Aureobasidium musti, 2435 nucleotides long. Lineage: Eukaryota; Fungi; Ascomycota; Dothideomycetes; Dothideales; Saccotheciaceae. The record is from the annotation of a GenBank genome assembly.
UGUUGGUGAUGAAUGACAUGAACGAGAAGCACGCUGCUGGAAAUAUGGUCUCCCACGACGAGCGAACCCCACUCAUUCAAGUCGUUGCGGUGCGACCCCAUCGUGAUCGAUAUGGAAACCACACUUUCAUGGUCUCGUUGGGGACGGAUAAGAGCAAAGACGGCUUACUGAUUCAACACAGCNUUCGCCGCUUCUGUACCAUAGCUUUGGUCGUCCUACCGCUUACCACAGUUGCGCUCGCCCUUCUAUCCUUUGCUUUCGGACAGAGCGAUCUGUUCGGAGAUGACAAGCUGGAUCAUCUUGUGCCAUUCAAUAGCUUAUCUGGGCCCACAAACCCACCACACGCGCAGUGGCCCGCUGGAGAUGGUCUGAGCUAUGCAGACCUUAAGAACAUCCUUNUUGAUACACCCGAUCCGGCCAAGGCAAAGGAGUGGUCCCAAUUCUACACUGCUGGACCUCAUCUCGCUGGACAGAAUAUGAGUCAAGCCGUAUGGACGAGGGACAGAUGGGAAGAGUUUGGUGUCAAGAGCGAGGUCGUACCAUACGAAGUCUACAUCAACUACCCUCUUGAUCACAGACUCGCUCUGUUGAAGGACGGAGAAGUUUCAUUUGAGGCGACUCUUGAGGAAGAUGUUCUAGAGGAGGACCCCACGUCAGGUCUCAAAGAUCGCGUGCCUACCUUCCAUGGCUACUCUGCUAGCGGAAACGUCACUGCACAGUACGUCUACUGUAACUUCGGUACUUAUACCGACUUCGAGAAUCUGCUUGCUGCAGGCAUCGAGUUGGAGGGCAAGAUAGCCCUUGUCAGGUAUGGUGGUAUCUUCCGAGGCCUCAAGGUCAAAAGAGCUCAAGAGCUCGGUAUGGUGGGAACGAUCAUCUAUACUGAUCCUGGCGAUGAUGGACUCAUCACCGAAGUCAAUGGUUACAAGCCUUACCCGGAAGGACCUGCCAGAAAUCCAAGUUCAGUACAGAGAGGCAGUGUCNAAUUCCCCGGUGAUCCUACCACUCCUGGUUACGCCUCGAAACCUGGUGUGCCCCGUAAACCUGCAAAUGCAUCUACACCCUCAAUCCCAUCGUUGCCCAUCUCGUACGCUGAGGCCAUUCCUCUGCUCCAGGCUCUGAACGGCCACGGACCGAACGCUUCAUCCUUCCCUGAUCGUUGGCACAAAGGCGGUCUUGAGUACAAGAAUGUUUCUUAUAACAUCGGUCCCUCUCCACCAUCUGUCACCAUCAACAUGAUGAACCUGCAAAACUACACGAUUACACCAAUCUGGAACACUAUUGGUAUCAUCAACGGAUCUCUUUCAGACGAAGUUAUCGUUCUCGGCAACCACAGAGACGCUUGGAUCGCUGGCGGCGCUGGAGACCCCAACUCCGGAUCUGCAGCUCUCAACGAAGUCAUUCGCUCAUUCGGUAUUGCCUUGUCCAAGGGCUGGAAGCCACAGAGAACCAUUGUAUUCGCUAGCUGGGAUGGUGAAGAAUAUGGUCUUGUUGGUUCGACUGAGUGGGUUGAAGAUUACUUGCCAUGGCUCAAGGAUUCCGCUGUUGCAUACCUCAACGUCGAUGUUGGCACUCGUGGCACUAAGUUCAACGCCAAUUCUGCACCUCUGCUUAACCAAGCCAUCUACGAAGUCACCAAGUCCAUCAAGUCGCCGAAUCAAACUAUUGAAGGAUCAACUGUGUAUGACUUGUGGGACAAGCAUAUCGGAACUAUGGGCUCGGGAUCCGACUUCACCGCCUUCCAGGACUUUGCUGGUAUUCCUAGUGCUGAUUUCGGAUUUGGAAAAACUGGCCCCUUAGACCCUAUCUAUCACUACCACAGCAACUACGACAGCUAUGCCUGGAUGAUCAAAUACGGCGACCCGACCUUCCAGUACCAUGUCACUGCGGCCAAGGUUUGGUCUCUUCUUGCUGCAUCGCUGAGCGAAAGUCCAGUCGUUCCAUUCAAUGCUAGCGACUACGCUUCCAGCCUCGAAAGAUACCUCGAUAGCGUCAAGCACAUGGCUAACUCGUCUGGUAUGGCUUUCCGGGACAAGGAGGAGAAGGACGUGUCCAUGUUCGUGGACCUCGAUUUGGCCAUUGAUUAUCUCCAACGUGCGGCACACAGCUUUGACGCACGUGCAGCUAGUCUAGCUGCUCAAGCUACUGCAGCUGAGGGCAAGCACAACCCUGCUGCCACCAACAGACUCUACGCCGAAAUUCGAGCAGUCAACACACAAUACAAGAUGCUGGAGCGUGCCUUCCUAUUCCCCAAAGGUCUGGAUGGAAGAAGCUGGUUCAAGCACGUUGUAUUUGCUCCCGGUAAAUGGACUGGCUACGCUGGAGACACAUACCCUGGACUUGUUGAGGCAAUCCAGGCAGGUGAUAAAAAGGCACUGUACAGAUGGGCUGGUAUCAUCGAAGGCGUUGUGUGGAGAGCAGCUGGAGUGUUGAGC